Molecule: messenger RNA, 1393 nt
Organism: Sarcophilus harrisii (Tasmanian devil)
Lineage: Eukaryota; Metazoa; Chordata; Mammalia; Dasyuromorphia; Dasyuridae
Product: microtubule organization protein AKNA-like
Exons: 7
Coding region: 70-1026 (318 amino acids)
Biological process (GO): neuroblast division in subventricular zone; epithelial to mesenchymal transition; neuroblast delamination
Cellular component (GO): centrosome
Source: RefSeq, a predicted model, not a curated record
GGGGGUUAUCCUGGCUCUGAUUGAGGUUGGUAAAUCUGCAGAGAUGUUUUUCUGGGUAGUCCAGAGAACAUGGCUUUUAAACACCUGGCCAGGAACAAGGGAAGGAUUGCAAAAAACUCAACUCCUGGAAAGUCACCUUGCUGCAGUAAAUCUGUAGAGUUAUUUUGUGGUGAUCAGAGAGAACCAAUCAAAACCACAGCAGAGCGGCAGACAAGAUCCUCUUCAGUGCUCCAGCAGACAUCCAGAGCAUCUCCGAGUUCUAAAUGGGAAAGUACCCAGUCUAGAUUUCAGGUUGGAAGGAACAAAGCUGUGGAACAGAGACCCCAUAGUUCACUGGAUGGAAUAAGAGGAAGGACAAAAGGGAAACAGUCAGAUGGGAUCCCCUGGAACUGCUUCAGAGACAGAGUUCCAUCCAGAGAUCCAGGGUCACCUUUCUCCCUUGAAACUUCCAUGAAGAACAAUGGUCACAAAUGCAGACACCCUAAAGACAAGGAGGCUACCGUGAAAGAAAGGGCCAUCAGGAAAAUGACAUUUCCAAGAUCUGACUCAGCCUGGAUUUCUGAUCAUCCCAAGGAACAGCAGAAGCAGAAGCAGCUAUCUCUACCCCAACCUGGAGGGUGGUACCUGACUCCUGUACCCCCGGAUCCUGCCACCCCAAACCUUAACAUUGUUUAUGGUCCUUUUGUUCCUCUGCUGCCUUUUUCAUACCCUGGAUGGUUCUACUUAUCCACAGCCUCACCCUGUUCUGCAUCAGCAGGUUCCCUUGUCCAGGGUUCCAGCAAGGAAUCCCGCCAAUGCCAGGAAGAGAGGGACCGGUUCUCCCCUCAAGGGCCAGGACACCAGGGGCGCCUGAAGCUAAACAUCAACGACCUGGACGAUGUCUACGGGUCCUUAUGCGAAGCAGUGAAAGCAGCCAGAGACAUCCAACUCAUGACUGAGGAGCUAAGUCGAUCUUUGAGCUCUGACCUCAACAGAGCUCGGACUCUGCGGGAUUUCUUGUCUACAUUACGUCUUCAAAAACGAUAACUCCUUGUGGAAUAUUAAGAAGCGGAAUGAGAAAAAACCAAAACAAACAAAACGAGCAUUUGUCAGUUUCUUCAUAACCAUCCUUGGUUUGCUCCUCUGCAAAAGACCUUCUUGGACAAUUUUCUGCUGGAUUUUUUGGAGUACCAAGAGGUUGAAGCUCCCAGGUUUUGUGUCAGUAGCAGGUCAUCAAACCACCAGCUUCUCAUUGGUCUGAGAAAACUUCCCCAUGGACCUGUCUGGAGGGAAAUCCCUUUGGACACUGCAAGCUUUCCCUCCACUUCACUCUGCGCUUGUCACAUCUUUGUUGGACAUUUGGCUGAUGUAGCCUUGGGGCAGACCUUAAGAAAAAACUCAAGCUUUUAUGGGA